UCUUUGAGCAGCCAUCAUCCCAAACUCAUCACCCAAACAGUCAAGGAGGUCACAUAACCCUUCUCCUCGUCGUGGGUGCCAUCAUUGGAAAGGUCUGCUCGACCCUCUUCUCAUCAUUCGUCUUUUCCUCGCCGUCGCACGAAGGUCCGCGUUGAGCUCUUGGUGUCGCCGUCGCGAAGGUUGCUGGGUCCGUCAGUCAUCGUCUCUUCGAGCUCUCUGUCUCUCUUCGAGUUCUUUCUCGCUCUCUUUGUCCGAGCUCACUUUCCUGUUCGAGUUCUCUAUCACUCUCUCUGUCCGAGCUCACUUUCCUUCGCCGUCACUUCCUUCCUUCCUCGCCGCCGAUAAGCACUUAUGGUUCAAUUUAUUUUUGCUUGUUUUGAGUUGAUUCUGUGAGUCAAUUUGUUAAUAAUUCUGAUUGUGUGAUUCUGAGUUGCUAGGUUUUAUGAUUAUGAGUUUGGAUUUUUUUGCUUAGUUUUUAUGUUUUUUAAUUCUCGACUUUGGAUCAUGGUUCUGAAAAUUAGACCGGACUAAUCGGUUGAACCGAUCGAACCGUAAACUGACUAUUAACGAUUUUGUUAACCAUGUAAAACUACUAAUUAAAAAACCGCUAACAAACUGUGGAACUGGCUGAGAACUGGUCGGUCAGACCAGAACCGGCCGGUUUGGAUGAAACUAUGUCGUUUUGGUUCCGCACUCACGAGUCAUGACCUACCUUUUCCUUCCCUUCCGUCUUCAUUCCCCAAAUCAUAAAGGAAGUUGAAACUUGAAACUAGCAUCUCCACCGCCGCAAGGACGGCCGCCAUCCGUCGCGCUCAGGCACUACCAUCGUCGUCUGGUCGUCCGUGCUUCUUCCUCCUUCAAGAAUCGCAGCUUCUUCCUCGAGCUCGGCGUGUCAGUCCCUGGUAUUCAUCUGCUCCGUCGCGCUCCUGCCGCCGUUCGUCGCGCGGUCAGGCACCAUCGUCUUCGUCUGGUCGUCGUUCUCGAAGUCCCCAACCCACCAAUUGCAGCUUCUUGCUCGAGCUCGGAGUCUUUGAGUCUGCUCUUCGUUUGCACAGCCGCAGGUUCUUCCAAUUCUGAGUCGUGUUCGUCGCCUGGCCUCUGUCUCCGUCGCGCUUCUGCCCCUCUGCUCAGACUGCUCAGAAGAAAAACCCUUCUCCAUUCCAAUUUCCUUCCUUCGAGUUCAGAGAGCAGAAGCUCAACCAAGAAAAAAACCCGAGACUUCGAAGAACCAUUUUUUUGCAAUGGGGCUAUUCAAUAUCUCUCAGAGAUCCAGAAACUGAUUGCUUUAGAUUAGAAGAACCUAUUCCAGUCACAGAGAUCGGUGAGGAUGUUCUUCAAAAACUGGAGGUGCUGCUGCUAGCUAACUUGCCAAGACUCAGAUUUGUAACCAUAGACAUGACAUUGAGAUGGUCCUCUCCAGAGUAAGUAAAUAUAUACAGGUGCCCUUUGUUGAAAUCUUUACCAUUUUGCAAGGAUAAGGAAACAAACUUAAGAUCCAUGUGGAAUGAGUUCAAGUGGAGACACAAAGCUCAAUACCAAGAUAUAUUUCUACCCUCGAAUGAGCUUACGUUUUAGCCAUAUUUCUUCAUGGUUCACAUUAAUGUUUUAUGAAGAAAUAAAAAGCGAGUUGUGCUUGUGCCUGUUGUAUUAGGGUGUUUAUUUGUAAUUUAUUUAUUAUCUUAUUCUAAAACGGUUUUUUCGGUUGAAUCACGGUUGGACCGGUUAGACCAGUGAACUAAUGAACCAGUGACUAAAGCGGUUUGAUGACCAGUCCGGUUCUCAGAACCUUGCUUUGGAUGAUGAGUUUUCUUGAAUACUAUGGAUAACUGUAAAUUUGCCAAGCCCUUGAAGUUGAUGCUGGAAAAUUUUGAAUCCAAGGAUAAUUUUGAUGAGGAUGCUGUUGUUGAUCAACAAAGUGAGAUUUUUGAGUUGUAGAACAUGGUUAAGGAUAGGCUUGCAUUGCCAUUAUUGAUUGAUUUUUGUGACAAAGUUGGAUUGGACUCUCCACCGUGUUUCAUGUCCCCAUAGAACUUAAGAUGAUGAUUUUGGAGAGUCUUCCUAGUGUUGUUGUGGCUAGGGUGGCUUGCUUGUGUACAGAACUGCGGUACCUGUCUUGGAAUAAUGACCUCUGGAAGAAGUUUGAGGAGGAGUUUGGGGAAGCUGGGAGUAGAGUGAAGUUCUUUAGGGAAUAUUUUGCUUUACACUGGGAAUCAAAGAAGAGAUCAAUGCAACUGGAUUUUUUAUGCAUUAUUCCCAGCAAGGAGAGAUCUUAAUCCUUUUGGAAAUUUUUUAUUUUUGCUUUUACCUGUACGAGGAAGCAUCGACGGUGUGGCGCGUGUUUGAAGGAAUGGUGCCAACCCGAAUAGCUUCUCUGUCUUGUUUUCGCCUUCAUCAACACAUGGGUACUCUCUUUCACUCCAUUUUCAAUCUUCCUCCUUUUGCUUCUUUCCAUUUCCCCAUAUUUCACUUUACUUCUAUAGUUAGUGCCACAAACCUUGAUGAUCAUGAUCAUGAUUGUGAGAGGAAUAGCAAAAGAAACGACUUCAGGAACUUCUUGAGAGACAAGUGUAAGCUUGGUAAACUGAGUAAUGUUGGUGAAGCUUUUGACUUGUUUCAUUCUAUGGCUAUGAUGAAGCCUUUGCCAUCUGUGUUUGACUUCACUUUGUUGUUGGGUGUGAUUGUGAGGAUGAAGCAUUACACAACUGCGAUAUCUUUGGUUCAAUACAUGUAUUCUUCUUUGGGCAUAAAACCUGAUUGCUUUACUCUUAAUAUUGUGAUUAAUUGCCUUUGUCGAAUAAAGUUGACGCCUUUCGGGUUCUCUGUUUUUGCGAGCAUGCUCAAGCUUGGAUUGGAGCCACCUCUGUCGACUUUCACUGCUCUCAUUAAUGGGCUUUGCAUGCAAGGCGAUGUGGCUCGGGCAGUGGGGAUGGUUGAAAGUUUGAAAAGCAUGGGUUAUCAAUUGGAUGUUUACACUUAUGGAGCGUUGAUUAAUGGAUUGUGUAAGAUGGGCGACACUAAUGCAGCUAUUGGGUGGCUACAUAAGAUGGAAGAAAGAGAUUGUAGAUCCAAUGUUGUAGUUCACAGCACAAUUAUUGAUAGUUUGUGCAAGGAUGGAUUGGUGUCUGAGGCUUUAAAUAUGUUCUCAGAAAUGUGCAGCAAAGGUAUUAAACCAAAUAUUGUCACAUACAGUUGUUUGAUUCAAGGUCUUUGCAAUUUUGGCAGAUGGAAAGAUGCUGCUUCCCUGCUGGAUGAGAUGAUGAAAGUGGGGAUGAUGCCAGAUUUGCAAACUCUAAACAUUUUAGUGGAUGUUUUCUGCAAAGAUGGAAAAGUUAUGCAGGCUAAGAGUGCAAUUGGAUUUAUGAUUCUGAUGGGCGAGCGGCCAGAUGCCUUUACCUAUAAUGCAUUGAUUGAUAGACAAAAGGAAAUGAAUGAGGCCAUGAAAAUAUUUAACUCAAUGGUUACUAGGGGCUGUUUACCUGACAUUGUAACUUACACAUCACUUAUACAUGGAUGGUGUAUGAUUAAAAACAUAAAUAAGGCUAUGCAUCUUUUGAAUGAAAUGUUCAAUGCUGGAUUCGUUCCCGAUGUUGUCACUUGGACCACUCUUAUCGGUGGGUUUUGUCGAGUUGGUCGACCAUUGGCUGCAAAAGAACUCUUUUUUAGUAUGCACAAACAUGGCCAGAUGCCCAAUCUCCAGACUUGUGCUGUUAUGUUGGAUGGUCUAUGUAAAUCCCAGCUUCUUUCCGAGGCAACAUCGUUGUUUGAAUUAAUGGAGAAGAGUGGUCUGGAUCUUAACAUUGUGAUUUAUAAUAUUAUGCUUGAUGGAAUGUGGGCCGCUGGAGAAGUAAACGGGGCAUGGAAACUUUUUUCUUCUUUGCCUGCUAAAGGUCUGCAAAUUAAUUUGUAUACUUAUAACAUUAUGGUUAAAGGUCAAUGUAAACAAGGUUUAAUAGAUGAAGCUGAAGACUUACUUACGAACAUGGAAGAGAAUGGCUGCCCGCCAAACUACUCCACUUACAAUGUCUUUGUCCAAGGGUUACUAAUUAAAAAGGAUUCUUUAAGGUCCAUGAAAUACCUUCAAAUAAUGACAGACAAAGGCUUUUCAGUAGAUGCUACCACCACAGAAUUGAUUAUCAAUUACUUAUCCACUAAUCAAGGAGACGGUGCAUUUCGAGAAUUUUUGUUCCCAAAAAGAUAGUACAUUGAGUCUGGCCUCUUGAUUCAUCCAUGUAAAUAACACUAGAAAAUCAAUAUCAUUCAAGAGCUUCCAGCUGACAACUUAUGCAAUUAUGAAGUUGAUCCUUGAUUUAGAUCCUCUUAAAAUACUCAAAAAUUUGGUUUUUCCUAUAACUUGUUGGGGAUGUUUGUAAAUAUAAUCAUUCUUUAGCCACCCAACAAUUAUAGUAUGAGAGUUGGGGUGUGUUUGGUUUAGCGUUAGAGAGGAGAAAAGUGCA
Arachis ipaensis is the source of this 4454-nucleotide messenger RNA. The record is from RefSeq and is a predicted model, not a curated record. Lineage: Eukaryota; Viridiplantae; Streptophyta; Magnoliopsida; Fabales; Fabaceae.